Molecule: messenger RNA, 3745 nt
Organism: Tachysurus fulvidraco (yellow catfish)
Lineage: Eukaryota; Metazoa; Chordata; Actinopteri; Siluriformes; Bagridae
Exons: 2
Coding region: 96-3359 (1087 amino acids)
Biological process (GO): DNA integration
Molecular function (GO): nucleic acid binding
Source: RefSeq, a predicted model, not a curated record
AACUGAGAAGACACUUGGAGAGACAGUGUUCAGCAGAACCGAGGACGACAACAAACCUGCUCCAUCUGUUGAGGACAUAGCCUUUCUAAAAAAAAAUGGACACAAGCGUCUAUAGAAGCGAUGAUAACAGCUGGGUGGCCCCCCUACCGUUUAGAGAACCACGCAAGCCAUUGCCAAACAACAAGGAGCAAGUCGUUAAUCGUUUAACAAGUCUGCAACGAACUCUGAAAAGAAAACCUGAGAUGCAGCAACAGUAUGUGGAAUUCAUGGAAAGGAUCUUUACCAAUGGACAUGCUGAGGUAGCGCCACCACUGAAAGAAGGGGAUGAAUGCUGGUACCUUCCUACAUUCGGGGUUUAUCAUUCCCAAAAACCCAAUCAGAUCAGGGUGGUCUUUGAUUCCAGUGCUCGAUACUCCGGCAUCUCUCUCAAUGAUGUGCUCCUCACAGGGCCCGACCUCAAUAACUCCCUUGUUGGCGUCCUGCUACGCUUUCGGAAAGAGAAGGUUGCAAUCCUAGCGGACAUUCAGCAGAUGUUCCAUUGUUUCUUGGUACAUGAAGACCAUCGUAACUUUCUCCGUUUUCUAUGGUACAAGGACAAUGAUGUGAACAAGGAAAUUAUUGAGUAUCGAAUGAAGGUCCAUGUCUUCGGUAAUCGACCAUCUCCUGCCGUGGCCAUUUACGGACUGCGGAGAGCCAUCAGAGAAGGUGCACAGGAGCAUGGUGCCGAUACAGUCAAGUUCGUGGAGAGACAUUUCUAUGUUGAUGAUGGUUUGUUAUCUGUACCAUCCGAAGCUGAGGCAAUCGACUUGCUCAAAAGAACACAGGCCUCACUAGCUGAAUCAAACCUCCGUCUGCACAAGUUUGCUUCGAACUCUCAGACAGUUAUGGAAGCCUUUCCGCCAGAAGAUUGUGCCCCAGUAAUCAAGGACCUAGACCUAAGUGGAGAAACUUCGCCCACACAACGGAGUUUAGGUCUGCUAUGGGAGAUCACGAUCGACACAUUCACUUACUCUGCAUCAACAAUUACCAAACCAUUCACCCGGCGUGGUGUCCUCUCCACUGUAAACAGUGUUUUUGAUCCUUUGGGUCUGCUGGCACCCGUCACGAUCCAGGGAAGAGCCCUUCUCAGAGAACUUACCUCUGAACAGCCUGACUGGGACACACCUCUCUCUGAGAAUGAAUUAAGCAAAUGGCAAGCCUGGAAAGAUUCUCUCCAAGACCUAGAUCGGCUUCAUGCUCCACGUGCAUACACAACAACCUCACUAGUCGAAACAGUGCACACAGAAUUGUGUGUAUUCUCAGAUGCAUCUACCAAGGCCAUAGGUGCUGUGGCAUAUCUGAAAGCACUUCAGAAAGAUGGACAAGUAGAAGUAGGAUUCGUCAUGGGCAAGGCAAAAUUAGCACCCCUGUCUGAACCUACAAUCCCAAGGCUCGAGCUCUGUGCUGCGGUCUUAGCAGUAGAGAUGGCAGAUCUCAUUAAGGACGAGCUGGAUCUGGAGCUAAAUGAUAUAAAGUUCUUUACCGACAGCAAAGUGGUGCUCGGCUACAUUUACAAUGAGUCAAAACGAUUCUAUGUGUAUGUCCACAACAGAGUUCAACGCAUCCAUCAGUCCUCAAAACCUGAGCAGUGGCACUAUGUGCGCACAGAAGAAAACCCUGCAGAUCAUGCAUCACGAUCUUUACCUGCACUAUGCUUGGCACAGAGUUCAUGGUUUACAGGUCCCUCCUUCCUGCGUCAGCCACCUCCAAAAAAGACACAAACGACUGAGAUGUUCGAACUAAUUGCACCCGAAAAUGACCCAGAAAUACGACCACAAGUACAAACAUGUAUUACUAACCUGAAAGAACCAGAGUUUACCUCUUACCGAUUCCAGCGGUUCUCCACCUUCACCUCCCUAUUAAGAGGAAUAUCAUUUCUAGUUCACAUAGUAAAAUCCUACAAUCACACCAACCAACACAGCAAAUGCAAAGGUUGGCACAGAUGUGACUUACACCGUACUCCAGACGAAAUUAACCAAGCAAGGAAUGUUAUCCUUAAAGCAACACAAAGGGCUACAUUUGCAAACGAACUGACGGCCCUCCAAGGUAACCAAGCCGUACCCAAAAGUAGUCGCUUAAGGAAACUCAGUCCAAUCUUGGAGGACAACUUAAUUUGUGUUGGAGGACGACUAAAGUACUCUGAGCUUGCAACUGCAGAAAAGAAACCAAUAAUUCUCCCCAAAGAUAGCCACAUAUCAUUAUUGCUCAUUCGACAUCACCAUGAGCAAGUGAAACAUCAAGGCCGUCACCUGACAGAAGGAGCUAUCAGAGCAGCGGGACUGUGGAUCCUGGGAGGCAAGUCAUUAAUUAAUUCAGUACUUCACAAAUGCAUAACCUGUCGCAAGCUGCGUGGAAAGUUGGAAGAACAACACAUGUCAAACCUGCCACCUGAACGUCUAAAGGUCUGCCCUCCAUUUACAUAUGUGGGGCUCGACGUAUUUGGACCGUGGUCUGUCACAAGCAGACGCACCAGAGGAGGACAUGCGGAGAGCAAGCGGUGGGCCAUCAUGUUCUGCUGCAUGAGUUCAAGAGCAGUGCACAUCGAGGUCAUUGAAUCAAUGGACACGUCGAGUUGCAUAAAUGCUCUCAGGCGCUUCUUUGCACUCAGAGGCCCUGCUAAACAGCUCCAUUCCGAUUGCGGUACCAAUUUCAUUGGAACGUGUAAGGAGCUCGGAAUGGACAAAGUGGUGCAGAAGUACCUCAGCGAGCAAGGAUGCAGCUGGGAAUUCAACCCACCUCACAGUUCUCACAUGGGAGGCUCGUGGGAGCGCCUGAUAGGCAUUGCCAGAAGAAUCCUAGAUUCAAUGUUUCUCCAGCUGAAAACACGUUUAACCCACGAAGUUCUUUGCACACUAAUGGCAGAAGUUACUGCUAUCAUAAAUGCACGACCACUCGUACCCGUGUCUGCAGACCCAGAACAGCCAUUCAUACUUUCACCAUCUAUGCUCCUCACACAGAAGACAGGAGUUCCGCCUCCUCCCGGGGACUUUACGGACAAGGACUUGUACACAAAUCAAUGGAGACAAGUUCAGGCUCUCGCAAACCACUUCUGGACCCGCUGGAGACGAGAAUACUUACCUUGCUUACAGCACAGGCCAAAAUGGACGGUACCUCGCAGAAACCUACAAGUCGGAGAUCUGGUUCUGCUCAGGGACAAGCAGACAUCUCGCAACUGUUGGCCCAUGGCCAGAAUUUCAGCCAUAUUUCCUGACAAGGACGGCCAUGUAAGAAAGGUUGAAGUCACCACGACUGACCAAGGCAAUAUAGAAACCUUUCUAAGGCCAAUUGUAGAGGUCGUCCUUCUUCUACCGAAAGACUGAUCUAGGGACUAAGGUUUAGCACUUUUACAAGUUCAUAGUGACCUUACAUAGGUCAGGCGGGGAGUGUGUUGUCCUGUAAGGACUUUAAUAUUUAUAUGUGUGCUUUAAAUAUUUUUGAUAAAUAUUCCUCUAUAAAAAUGUAAAGUUUAUAAUUACUUUAUCUACUUAAUUUGUAAAAAUAUAUGGUUCGUUUUAUGCGAUGUCACUUCCGGUUUUGCUACUUCCGGUUUCGCCACUUCCGGUUAGCGCUCAGUGCUCAAUCUUGCAAUGAAACCGGCAUGGCGUGCUCUUUAUAGUAUCCAGCGCAUCCACUAAAAACAUCAUAGAGGCAAUGCCUUUUCACCGUACAAUGUAAAUGAGAGAGUGACAGUAAAGGGUAAAUCUUA